AAUUUUCCAAAAUUCUAGAAUUUUGCACUCUAGCAAAUUCAAGAGAUGAUAUUAAAUUACAUGUAGUAGUAGUUGUGGCAUCCUUUGGUGAUAUCCAGCCAGUGCCAGUCUCCGAAGAGGCUAUAGAUUAGUGUAUAAUAAUAGCUGAAAAGCCGAGCAAUGGCGGCGAGUCAGUGUCAGUUGUUGAUGAACUUCUCUCACGCCCUCUCCUCCCAACGCAAUCUCAGAGCGGAGACUCGUAUUUCAACUUCUUCCUGUGAAAUUACGGGAACGAAUCGGUCAUGGGCUUUGCCAAUUUCGUUAAAAGUUGAGAAAUUUCGACCCCAACGAGCAAGUAGAAGAGGAUCGCCAUGUUUGGGGAGCUUCGAGAACGAAGGGUUGCUCAGUAAUGGAAUCGGUGGUGCUGAUGGGAUUAUAAUCGUCGAUCACGGUUCUCGCCGCCGGGAAUCCAAUCUUAUGCUUGAGGAGUUUGUGAAAAUGUUCAAAGACAAAACUGGAUACCCAAUUGUGGAGCCUGCUCAUAUGGAAUUGGCUGAGCCAUCUAUUAAAAGUGCAUUCAGUUUGUGUGUACAACAAGGGGCAAAACGUGUAGUUGUUAGCCCAUUUUUUCUGUUUCCUGGAAGACAUUGGCAUCAGGACAUCCCUUCGUUGACGGCUGAUGCUGCAAAGGAGUUCUCUGGCAUCUCAUAUCUCAUAACUGCACCUCUCGGCCUCCAUAAUCUCCUCAUCGACGUUGUGAACGACAGAAUCCAACGUUGCCUGAGCCAUGUUGAAGGUGAUGCAGACGAAUGUCCGGUUUGUGCUGGAACAAACAAGUGCAAGCUCUACAAUAGUUCUUAGGUUGUUUAAAUGUAACAACGUUUUUGUAUAUCUGCUGGUUUUCUCUAUCCUUUCGGAUGAGUAAAACAAAGAUAAAGAGGCAUAUAUACAUUGUUCAUAGUCAUCAGUUAG
Eutrema salsugineum is the source of this 951-nucleotide messenger RNA. Its product is annotated as sirohydrochlorin ferrochelatase, chloroplastic. The coding region runs from base 160 to 840 and encodes 226 amino acids. The record is from RefSeq and is a predicted model, not a curated record. Gene Ontology annotation, molecular function: lyase activity. NCBI's taxonomy places the organism in Eukaryota, Viridiplantae, Streptophyta, Magnoliopsida, Brassicales, Brassicaceae. The transcript is spliced from 7 exons.